GUGGCCAGCGCCACGGGGGCGUGGCCGGGCGGGCUCACCCGGAGCUCAGCGGAGCUCUGCGCAUCUCCGUAGGCUCCGCAAGGCCAGGAUCCGGGAAUCGGGGCCCAGGACAAGCUGCUGUCGCCAUGAGCGCUGUGGACCUUGCCCGCGUGGGCGCAUGUGUCGUGAAGCACGCGGUGACCGGGGAGCUGGUGGAGCUGCGCAGCCUGUGGCAGGAGCAGGCCUGCGUGGUGGCCGGGCUGCGGCGCUUCGGCUGCAUGGUGUGUCGCUGGAUCGCGCGCGACCUCAGUGAGCUCCGCGGGCUCCUGGACCAGCACGGCGUGCGCCUGGUGGGCGUGGGUCCAGAGACGUUGGGUCUGCAGGAGUUCCUGGACGGCGGCUACUUCUCCGGAGAGCUCUACCUGGAUGAGAGCAAGCAGCUCUACAAGGAGCUGGGCUUUAAGCGGUACAACAGCCUGAGCAUCCUGCCAGCCGCCCUGGGAAAGCCUGUGCGAGAAGUGGCUGCCAAGGCCAAGGCUGUUGGCAUCCAAGGGAACUUGUCUGGUGACCUGCUGCAGAGUGGAGGGCUGCUGGUGGUCAACAAAGGUGGUGACAGAGUUAUGCUGCACUUCAUCCAGAAGUCCCCAGGUGACUAUGUCCCUCGGGAGCGCAUCCUGCAUGCCCUGGGCAUCUCUGCAGAGGUUGGCACCAACAAGCCACCCCAGUGUGACGAGAUGGUGUGUGGGAGGUGACAGCCCCAGCCUCUGCGGACCUGGAAGGUAUCUGCUGCCUUAGUACCCUGGGUGCUCAACCAGAAGAACCUUGCCCUUUGGUGCUGGCUGCGACACUGGGCCUCGUCUGAUUGUCAGGCAGCACUGAGCCAUUAAAACUGCUGUCCCCGA
Messenger RNA from Cavia porcellus (domestic guinea pig), 881 nucleotides. It is a transcript of the gene Prxl2b, whose product is annotated as peroxiredoxin like 2B. Bases 126 to 731 code for a protein of 201 amino acids. Gene Ontology annotation, molecular function: prostaglandin F synthase activity. Gene Ontology annotation, biological process: prostaglandin biosynthetic process. The transcript is spliced from 7 exons. NCBI's taxonomy places the organism in Eukaryota, Metazoa, Chordata, Mammalia, Rodentia, Caviidae. The record is from RefSeq and is a predicted model, not a curated record.